Molecule: messenger RNA, 4435 nt
Organism: Poecile atricapillus (Black-capped chickadee)
Lineage: Eukaryota; Metazoa; Chordata; Aves; Passeriformes; Paridae
Gene: RNF180
Product: ring finger protein 180
Exons: 6
Coding region: 1-1602 (533 amino acids)
Biological process (GO): serotonin metabolic process; norepinephrine metabolic process; positive regulation of proteasomal ubiquitin-dependent protein catabolic process
Cellular component (GO): endoplasmic reticulum membrane
Molecular function (GO): metal ion binding; ubiquitin conjugating enzyme binding; ubiquitin protein ligase activity
Source: RefSeq, a predicted model, not a curated record
AUGGCUGAAAUGAUAUCACAACCUUCAGCUGCUGCUCAGAAUUCUUGCAAUGUAUGGCAUGUAAGCUUAGAAGCCAUUCCAGAGUGGGUGAAAUGUGUCAUUGAAAAGGCACAGUGGACAAUUGGAAAACUGCACUGUCCAUUCUGUGAGGCCUGCUUAGGGGGCUUUGUUUGCAACAAAGAAUGUUCCUGCGGACAGCUAGUAAAUAGACAUUUCUGCAAAAGUUGGACUGAGCAUCAGCCACCUUUGUCUGUUAAAUUGUCAAAAUCAUCAGAAAAACAUUUGCUUCUCAAAAUUCAGUCCGGUUUUGACAAGGAUAACUGCCAUGAAGUGGUAACUGCAACUUUAGAAAUCAAAAAUCAAGGACUUUCCUACAGAGUUGGAAGUAGUAAUGAUGCUGGCAGAUUAACAGAAGCACUUUGUCUAGAAGUAAGAGCUCCCAGAUAUGAGAUGGAAAGUAAAAAACUUCCCUUAAAGGCAUUAAAGCAAAAAAGAAAUCUCCCUUCUUCCUGUCCUGUAAAAGAUGCAUGCACUGCAAAACCUUUUCACAGAAGAUCACGUAGCUUGGAUUUAAAUACUGGAGAAAGACUUGUUUUGUCACCUGUGUUAUAUGAAACUUGCAGCAUGGGAAUACUUUACUGUGGCCAAAAUGAAAAUCCACCCGCUUCCAUACAAGGGAGCUUUCAAUUAGGGUCCAAUAGGAAAGAUGGUAGUUCUUUUCAGGAUCUGUAUAGUUCCAGUGCUGACAUACUACAAAACCCAUUUCAAGUUACUUCCGUUACCACAUUACUACACAGAGAAACAGAAAGUGAGUGUGAUUUUGAAGUUACCGGACAAUCUUCUGGGAGUGUCAUUGCUGAUGGGUCACCAUUUAUGAUGAAUCUUUCCUCGCCUACAAGGGCUGUAGAAGACAAGCGGUACAUCACACCUGGUGUUCUUGUGCAGCCUAUGAGUAUUUCCUUCAAUCAAAAGCUGAGUAAGAGAGAAAGAGACAAGUCAAAAAGCAUGAGGAGAAAACAGAGAAGGAGAGAGCAAUGUCUACAGAAGCAACCUGAAAAUGAUAACCUGCAUACAGAUGAUGAGCAUGAACUCAGACAAGAUAAAGAAAGCUAUCUCUGUGCUGUGUGUCUGGAUGUUUAUUUCAAUCCUUACAUGUGCUAUCCAUGCCACCAUAUCUUUUGUGAACCUUGCUUAAGGAUGCUUGCCAAAGACAAUCCAGCCAGCACUCCAUGUCCACUAUGUCGUACUACAAUUGCCACAGUCUUUUUCCAGACAGAUCUGAAUAACUCUACCAGAUCCUUUUUCCCUAUGGAAUAUUUGAAUCUAAAGGAAAAUUUUCAAAAAUCCAAUUCUGCUAAAUGGCCUCUACCAAGCUGCAAGAAAGCAUUCAGAGUUCUUGAAGGUUUUCGAAGGCGCUCAAAUACUGUAACAAGGAGGCAUUUCCCACAUGCUGCUCACAGGAUGGACUAUAUGGACUUCGAGGAUGAUAGCCGUGGAUGGCGUUUUGAUAUGGAUAUGGUGAUCAUUUACAUUUAUUCAGUCAACUGGAUAAUAGGAUUUAUUGUUUUCUGUUUCCUUUGUUAUUUCUUUUUCCCUCUAUAGGCUGUAGAAAUAACAGUUAAGGAAGAUGACAGUCAUGUGAACCAAAAAAUUGUGAAUAGAAAAAUACUGAAAAAGAUAAAAUGUUUGAUACUGCAUUUUUAUAAUUCAGAAUUAGAAUAGACUGCAUCAAGCAUGCUGUGAAGCUGUUUGAUACUUCUGCUAUAUGUGACAAAGUACUUGAGUUUUGUUACAAAUGUAAUGUGAAAUCCAUAUCAUACUUCAUUCAGUGGGAGUUUUGCCUUCAGGGGAUUUUGGUGGAAAAAUAAUUUACCCCUAAUUUAUAAAAUGAUUACUCUGUAGAAGUACUCCCAGUUUUUAGGGGAGGUCUGUGUACUACAAAUGACUACUGUCAUCUAUAGAGUCAUUUAGGGGUUUGACUGUGUUAACACACUUCCCUCACUCAUUGGUGCUUCAAUUCCUAAUACAUAAAAGCAAUAAAGAUUCUUCCCAUUUUUACUCAGACCUUUUGGCAGCAGGAGCAGUGCUGUACCAUGCAUUAUAUAGACAUCCAUCAGAGCUGUUUCAGUGGUGUGAUCAAAAUCCUGGGAAAUUUUGACAAUUGAUAGAUCUGUUAGAAUUCUGCUGUGGAUAUUUUGAGCCUGUUAACCAAGAAGAAAAAUUAUAGUGCAAUGUGUUGCCAGUUCAUCUUUUCAGCUAAUAGCAAUUAGAAGGAAUCAACUAACAACCACAAGUUCUGCACACCAAGAGUACCAUUUUUGUGCAGAUUCCCAGUGUAGUACUGUACCUUUUUUACCCAUUCAAAUGAGUGUAUUCAUGUCCAGCAAGACAGCUAAUGGAGGGGAAGCAGCCUGCCAGCUAUGACCCAAAUAAAUACUGGAGACAGAAGCAUUCUGCUGUGUAAGAAAUCAGUAUAAUUUGUAAAUUGCUGUAAUAGUUGAGGAUACUUUUAAAUGUGGGCUCUCCAGGACUUUAUGUCUCACGGGAGAGUACAUAGGAGGGCACAGUAUUUAUUUGCAUCUUUCUUGUGAAACUAUUCUAAAGCACUUUAUAGUUAUUUUAUAUAUAAAUUGAUGAGUUAAUGUACCAAACUGCAGCCAGUUCAACAAUCAUUUGAUACUUGCUGCAUUGCACAGUAUUUUCAAGUGAAAGUGAAAGAGCAUCUAUUAAAUUAUAGUAAAAGAUACUAGAAAUGAAUGUGGGAAUCAGGUGCUAAAGAAUGGCACAAAGUAGUUUAGGGCUUUACUUUUCAGGAAGGUACAAGGAAGUGUUUAUUUCUAGUGGCAUGACUUUUCAAAGUACACUGUACUUUCAUCUAGAAAAGCAUGUGAGUGUAGGUAUAUUGUCCCUUUAGUAUCAGAAUUUGUGUGGGAGAUCUGUGGUUUUUCAGUAGGUGGUGUACUCCCCUGUACUGGUGUACUCUGUUCUAACAGAGAACAAGGAGAAAUGUGUUGUGGAAGGUGCCAUCUGCCAAAUGUGAUGGAAUGAAAUCAGAGUUUUAUUAAGCAUGAGCUUGUAUUCCUUUACUGGAGCAGCUCCAGCAUGGGCAGCCUCUUACAGGCUAUAAAGGGAUCAGGACCAGAAACUUUCACGUAAUCUGAAAACCGGCAGUAAAUCAACUAUAAUAUUUAGUUUUCUUACAGGCUGUACAGAACGAUCUUUUCAAGAACAUAUGAAUAGAAUUAAAACUUACAAGCAUAACUAUACUGAUUAGACUAAAUGAUCUUUGUCAUCUUUUUUAAUAUAUGCAAAUUUAAAGAGAUGUAAGAACUGAAAUUCACCAUCACCACAUAGUCAUGAUUUUGACAAAAAUGCUUUUUUGUAAUAAUAAUCCGCUUAGUUACUUCAUCUCUGCCUCAAAGUGACUGGCUGUUAUUAGUGGCGUUAAACAUAAUGUUUUAAAAGCUUUAAGGCUGUAAUAAAACAUUUGGUGGAAGUCUUUUAUAAGCUAGGGGGUGUAAGUCAUAGGCUCCUGUUUGGCUACAUGCAUAUGUGUGGGUGUGUAUGCUAAAAUAUUAUCCGUAACUUUAAACAGUUCUCUCAUACGUGCCAGGAUUGGCAUUCUAACUGCAAUUUUUUUUGCCUCUCUAAACUUAGGAAAUUACUGCUCAUAUGUCAGAAAAGGGAGGCAUCAACUCACCUGUUAAGACAAAAUAGCUUCUACCUUUUGAUCUCAAAAAACCUGAAAUAAAAACGUUGUGAAAAAUUACUAGAAGUGACAUAGUCUAAAAUUUCAGUAAAAGGUUAUUUAAAUUUUUUUAACCAGGAUGUCUGAUUAAGCAAUAUCCUUCAGUAAAUAUUCAAAAAUAUAUUGAGACAUAAGAAAUGUAAUAUAGAUGGUAACUGGUUAUAUAAAAAAAAGUUACAUCAUUUUUAAUAGCAUGUUACCACAGUUUUAUUUGAAAAAGGGCCACAAAGAAGAGUAAAAAUCCAAUCUAAUAUUGACCUCUUUUGUAUGUUUUUGACAAGAAUUGAUGACUGAGAGUGGCUACAUUUUUCUGAAGUUAGUAGGUCUCACAGUUUUGCAGGACAUUUCUAAUUGUUUAACUCUACCUUUCUUCAAGGCCUAAACAAUAAACUGUUCCUUGAGCAAUAUUGUUUUCCUUUAUAUGGGCUGUUACUAAUUCCUGAGAAAAAAUAUUUUUAAAUUAUUAAAAAUGUUCAUAAUGAAGACUACUCCAACUCUGAGAGAUCCUCCAUAGGAAAACACCUAAAAGGUGUAGAGUGGAGAUGCACAUUUUUCGUCGUAUACUGGAUUUUUUUGAGAUACAUACUUCCGUAAAAAUGCAGUAACAAUUGAAAGGCUCAAAUUUGGUUUUCCUUGAAGUCUACUGUAAAAUGUUGUUAAUAUCUCUUGCAGAAAGAGCAGGUUCUU